Messenger RNA from Cyphellophora europaea CBS 101466, 696 nucleotides. RefSeq lists its product as uncharacterized. Gene Ontology annotation, molecular function: acyltransferase activity, transferring groups other than amino-acyl groups. The coding region runs from base 1 to 696 and encodes 231 amino acids. NCBI's taxonomy places the organism in Eukaryota, Fungi, Ascomycota, Eurotiomycetes, Chaetothyriales, Cyphellophoraceae. The transcript has a single exon. The record is from RefSeq and is a predicted model, not a curated record.
AUGGCCGCCAACCAGGUCAGGUCAGGCACGUUGGCGGAUAUACCUCAGAUGGCCGACGUGUUCGCAGCGGGCUUCAUUGACGACGAUGUCUUUGGCCGAUUUAUGCAUCCGAAGCGCAGAGAAUAUCCCCAUGACUGGCUGCGACAUUGGAACAAAGAUCUUCGAAACCAUCUUCUUAGCCCAGCAGUGCAAUGCUAUGUUCGUGUCAGUCCGGAUGGUAUUGUCAAAGGCUGCGUCAUGAUGGCGCGGAUUGGUCAAGGCGGUGAUGACAAAGUUGCCAGCGAGAGUCUCAGCCACAGACUCCUGCGGCAGAUCUAUGUUGCCCAAGACUAUCUCGAGAGUUUUGUUUGGUCCGAUCGAUCAGCAGACCACGAGGCGAUGGCUAUAUUUGACAAGAACUGGGACGACAUCAAGCACCACUUCUCCGGGCCGCGAGCAGAGUGCUGGCUAAUCGAAUUGCUCUGUAUUCAUCCUGAUAGUCAGAAGGCCGGCUUUGGCCGAGAGAUUAUACAGACAGCUAUAGAUCUCUGCAAGACAGAGAACCCGCCGAUCCCACUCUGCGUCAUUGCCAGCGACGCUGGCGACGCUUUUUACGAGAAGCUAGGCUUCCGAGAAGCCGGCAGAGCCGACGUCGGGGACUUGAGUGGCGUCAAGGGCGGGAGCCUCAAGUUUUAUGAGGAGCAUCUGAAACAGUGA